This is a messenger RNA of Microthlaspi erraticum, 1071 nucleotides long. Lineage: Eukaryota; Viridiplantae; Streptophyta; Magnoliopsida; Brassicales; Brassicaceae. The record is from the annotation of a GenBank genome assembly.
AUGGCUGGGAGAUUCUGUCAGAGAGACGGAUGGAUCAUGACGGCGAUGGUAGCUGUUGUAGUCUCCGACGUCGGAAUGAAUACUCUGUUCAAAGCGGCGAGCUCAAAAGGAAUGAGCUCUUACGUCUUCCUCGUCUAUUCUUAUGGAAUCGGAGCUCUUCUUCUCUUUCCUUCUCCUUUCCUCACCCACAGGUCAAGAUCUCUUCCACCAUUAAAAUUCUCAGUACUUUGUAAAAUGGGACUUCUUGGUCUACUUGGAUGUGUGUAUCUGAUGUUAGGAUACACAGGAAUCAAAUACAGCUCUCCAACUUUGGCUUCAGCGAUGAGCAAUCUCACUCCUGCUUUCACUUUCCUCUUCGCUCUUCUCUUCGGAAUGGAGAAGGUGUCUAUGAAGAAAAAUAGCAGCUUAGCCAAAGUAGGAGGCACAAUAGUUUCGAUAGCUGGUGCACUCGUAGCCACUCUCUACCAUGGCCCCAUCAUCUUCGCUGCAUCUCCGUCGUCCGUUUACCUCCCUCAGUCUCUCUCACCGCCUCCAUCACCACCGUCGAAUUCUGAUUGGGUCAUCGGAGGAGGUCUACUAGCUCUUGAGUACACUCUCAUCGCUGUCUCUUACAUCAUUCAGACGCAUAUAAUGAGGGAAUAUCCGUCGGAAUUUGCGUUAGCACUUUCCCACAAUGUCUGCGUUUCAAUAUCUUGUGCGUUUGUUAGUAUUUUCGCGGAGAAGAACAAUCCGAGCGCGUGGACUAUGAAAGCAAAAAUAAUGUUGAUAUGCAUUGUUGCAACGGGGAUGGUAAAUUCGACGGGGUAUGUUGUGGAGUCAUGGACGGUCCGACACAAAGGGCCAUUUUUCCUAGCAAUGUUCAGGCCGUUAUCUAUAUUAACCGCCGUGGUAUUAGGCGCGAUUUUUCUUGGCGAUUCUCUUUAUCUCGGAAGUGUGAUUGGUGGAACGUUUAUAUCAAUCGGUUUCUACACAGUUAUGUGGGGAAAAGCAAAGGAAGAGAAGGCGGAAACCGAGACAUAUGCGUCUGCGACAUCAUCUCAAUCGAAGAGAGUUCCACUUUUGAUGAAUUAG